AUGUUUCUGAGACGAGCUUCAAUGCUUCCACGACGCUCGAGAACGGUCGUCACAGCCGUCAAGAGAGUCGUCAAUGCUAGACCACCAGUUUCUUCGACCAACAACGAAAAUGCCAGCCCUGCUACUAUAUCCAAUACCGACCAGCCUAGUACUGUAAGUGUGAGUAACUCCCAAAGCUACGGACAGCCCCUCAAUCGCGCUUUCAAAGGGUACGCCUUGGAGAGGUCUGGUCCUCGCACGAGCAAUUCCAUCCCACAGCAGCUGGACUCUGAAAUCAAUUGGGCAGUGUCUUUCAAAGGUCUGGGAUCCCGACCAUUUGACGACACCGUGCAAGUGGAACUCAGCAAACCAAUUUCUCCCGAAGACAUCGAAGUGAAGCCCGACGGAUUGCUGUAUCUCCCCGAAAUCAAGUACCGGCGAAUUCUCAACAAGGCAUUCGGCGCUGGUGGGUGGGGGCUAGUCCCAAGAUCAGAAACCACCGUCACAGACAAGUUAGUGACGCGAGAAUAUGCUCUUAUUUGUCAUGGCCAGUUGGUAAGUCUUGCACGCGGAGAACAAGACUAUUUUGCGGAUUCGGGAAUCCCUACUGCGACUGAGGGCUGCAAAAGUAAUGCGUUGAUGAGGUGUUGCAAGGAUUUAGGUAUUGGUUCCGAGCUGUGGGACCCAGUGUUUAUUAAACAGUUCAAGAAAGCCUACUGCGUGGACAAGUUCGUUGAGCAUGUAACAACCAAGAAAAAGCGCAAGAUAUGGUUGCGGAAAGACCGCGAAGUUGAGUAUCCUUAUAAAUAG
Messenger RNA from Lachancea meyersii CBS 8951, 789 nucleotides. NCBI's taxonomy places the organism in Eukaryota, Fungi, Ascomycota, Saccharomycetes, Saccharomycetales, Saccharomycetaceae. The record is from the annotation of a GenBank genome assembly.